This is a messenger RNA of Heterobasidion irregulare TC 32-1, 1350 nucleotides long. RefSeq lists its product as uncharacterized. The transcript is spliced from 5 exons. Gene Ontology annotation, molecular function: zinc ion binding; ubiquitin protein ligase activity. Bases 1 to 1350 code for a protein of 449 amino acids. The record is from RefSeq and is a predicted model, not a curated record. Lineage: Eukaryota; Fungi; Basidiomycota; Agaricomycetes; Russulales; Bondarzewiaceae. Gene Ontology annotation, cellular component: cytoplasm.
AUGGCCGAGACGCUGAUGAACUACAUAGCCUCCCAAGCUGCCCUCGUUCAAGAGGCCGCUGAAGCUCUCCCUCAUCAGUUUACGCACUGCACCUACUCCCUCGGACACAUUCGGCAGGCCGUGUAUCUCUGCCAAACGUGCGCCGCUCCCAGAGGGAUUUGCUCAGCAUGCUCUAUUGCCUGCCACACAGACCACGAGCAGCUCGAGCUGUUCCCGAAGCGUCACUUUCGGUGCGACUGCCCUACCGUGUCCCUCUCGCACGCAUGUACGCUUCAUAGAACUCCGGAGGAGGAGAACGCGUCAAACCCGUACGGAAAGAAUUUUCAGGGUGUUUUUUGUAGGUGCGGGAGACACUAUGACGCGUCCCUAGAGAGAGAAACGAUGAUCCAAUGUCUGGUAUGUGAGGACUGGCUUCACGAAUCCUGCCUCAACCUCCGCGACAAGCCGUCCUCGCGCGAAUCUACGCCCGCACGUGAGGACCCCGCGCCCACAGAAUCCCACGAACAUAGCGCUGCGACGAGCGAUGGCGACGAUGACACCCAUUCUGAAGCCUCCUCCUCAGGGCUCCCACCCCCGCUGAUCACAGGCACCGACUACGAUGCGCUGGUCUGCGGCCCCUGCGUCGCGCGCAUCCCCAUCCUCCGACGAUGGGCGGGCACAGAGGGCGUUAUGAUGGUCUCCCGCGACGACUCCGGUGCGGCGUGGCACAUCGUCGAAGGCAGCGCUCCGAGCGCGAACGUGAACGAAACUGUAAACGUCGACGUUACUGAUGACGGCCCAGUCGAGGUCGGCACAAAGCGCCCCCUCUUGCCUCUGGAUCCGAGCGCGCAACCGGACGCCAAGAAAGCGAGGUUGGUGCUUUCGGAGCCAUUCUCGUCUGGGGAAUUGUCUUCUACACGGACGAACGCGUGUUUGGCGCCAGUUGCCAAUCCUGCUGCAGAGCACAUUUUCGCCGCGCUCGACGUGAAAGAGCAGGACCCAUCACAAUUGCUAGGGAACGGUGAUAUUUUCUUGACCGGCGACUGGCGAACGCGAUGGUGCCGUUGCGACUCGUGCCUCCCACAGCUACAGGAACAUCCGUAUCUGCUUGAUGAAGAGGAAACAUACGAGCCACCCGAGGACCCUGACUCCCAACUUUCCCUCGAAGAACUGGGCGCGCGGGCGCUAGAUAACAUCCCGCGCGAGCGAGCGCUCGAUGGUAUUCGUGCAUUCAAUGAUAUGAGGAACGACCUCGUCAAAUUCCUGCGCCCGUUCGCACAGGAGGGCAAGGUCGUCGCAGAAGCUGAUAUCAGAGAGUUCUUUGAGGCUAAAAUCGAGACUACGAAGCAAGGCCAGGGGUACGCGGCCUGA